Rhipicephalus sanguineus (brown dog tick) is the source of this 2487-nucleotide messenger RNA. RefSeq names its product palmitoyltransferase ZDHHC23 (gene GABPI). Gene Ontology annotation, biological process: protein targeting to membrane; peptidyl-L-cysteine S-palmitoylation. NCBI's taxonomy places the organism in Eukaryota, Metazoa, Arthropoda, Arachnida, Ixodida, Ixodidae. The record is from RefSeq and is a predicted model, not a curated record. The coding region runs from base 216 to 1325 and encodes 369 amino acids. Gene Ontology annotation, molecular function: protein-cysteine S-palmitoyltransferase activity. Gene Ontology annotation, cellular component: Golgi apparatus; endoplasmic reticulum. The transcript is spliced from 5 exons.
UGCGCGAGGAUGUGGGUUGUGUUGUUUGUGGCUUGCGGCGCUUCCUUCCUUUCAUCGCGAUGACGAGACUUCUCGCUCCUUACCAGUCUACAUCGCCCUCUCCCGCUGUCUGCAAAUGUCCGGCGUACUCUGCUGCUUUUCGUCUCAGUACCGCAUCGAGUGUAUCAUUCCGCAGCCGCCCUUAGCGACGAAAAUCAAGUAAUGACAGCGCUGCUAUGAAAACUGGUCACGGUGUGAUGCGCGAUGAUGACCCUCUUUGUUGCUGCGAGUACAUCUCCAAAGUAGGAGAGCGAUCGCACAUUUUGGCAUGUCUCUGCGACUGCGAGGCCUUGGAUAUCGCGUUUGACAGGCUCCUUACGUGCCGUCGUGUCCCCGCACCUCACUGGUCGCUCGUCAAAGACACGGUGAUGGACCGGAUUCGGGUGCCUUGGCUCGGUGGGGCCAAGCGGUUGGAGACUGAUGUCAUCUCGCCCAUUAUCGUCCUACCGUCGGUCCUUUUACUGGCCUGCCAUAGCUGGACAAUGCUCAUGAUCACAUUUUCGGCGCUGCCGUUUGCUCUGUACUUCAUACACCGGCAGUGUUCCAGAACGAGAACGAGGACAAGGUUCUUCCUCUCGUGGACUGUGUCAUCCCUCGUGGUGCUGCUUGGCGUGUUCCAGCUUGAAGUGGUGCCCUACCUGGAAAUUCUCUUCUCUGAGAACACUGCACUCAUGGUGGCGGUUGCCUUGACCUGCCUGUGUGCAUACAAAGUGCACAACUGCCCACCUGACAUCCUGGCUCCGAGCGUUACUGCAGAACCUGUGGGCAAGUCUGCCGAAGCAACAGCGUGCAGUGUCAGUGUGCCCUACCCGGAGACCGAGGAUUCCAAGUGCUCUGUGUGCCAAGUGCUGCAGCCACCACGCUGCAGCCAUUGCCACCUCUGUGGCCGCUGCUUCCUCAAGAGGGAUCACCAUUGUGUCUGGUUGGACGCCUGCAUUGGCGAGAAGAACCAUCGAGCUUUCAUCCUUGGCCUGGUUUGUCUGCUGGCGUCUCUGGUGUAUGGUGCAAAUCUUACUCUGACCACCGUCUGCCGGCCAAAGAUGCUUUGGGACACCUUCCUCAUUCCAGACAACUGCUUUGAGGUUUACGAAGACAUUCACAUAUCACUGUGUUUCGUGUCCGCCGUGUACGCACUGCUGGUAGCCAUCCCCGUGGGUCUGAUGCUUCUCCAGCAGCUCUGGCUCAUCGCCAUCAACACUACAAUUUACGAGAUGCGCCGGCACAAGAUUGGCAUCCACAGCCGCGGCGUGUGGAACAACUGCCGUUCCUUCUGGUGCCCCAGCUGAAGGUAGCUUGCGAUGCUCCACGCAACAACUGUCCCUUGCGUUUUCCUCUCUUUUGUGAUCCCCGCUGUCACUUCCAGAAAACUCUUAUUUAUUUGCCAUCAUGUUUCAUGGGAUCUUUAGAAAAACGUGUAGUUACUCAUUCUUGUCAGCUUCUGGCUGUACAUUGUCCUUGUGCAAGGUCGGACCAGGCAGGGGAUCCACUCUUCCGUCGCAUGAAGGUCAAGCAUGUGGUGCCCCAAGUGCAUGUUCCGCCCGAGUAGCGCUGAGGCACAUUUUUGGCUGCGUGAAGCAUACACCAUAAUGUCUCAACUUCCGACUAGUUUUUAUUUGUGCUGCUACCUCGGGUGUUCUGUGAAACUUGAAGGGCUAUGUAGCAUGUGCUCACUUUGGGGCAUUAAGGGUUGAAAUCGACGUGCUACUUAAGGGCUAGUCAUAGCUCAACCGCGAAUUUUUGUGGUUCAGACUGCACAUCUGUAUUGUAGUGGUACGACUGCAUCACCUCCACUUAAGUACAGAUGCAUACAUGCCUCUGCGUGAAUGAUGCGUGUGUAGGGCAGUGUGGGAAUUUCCUGCUGGGAAGUCUGUUGAGAUUACCUGGGGGAGUAUAGGCAGGAGGAACAUUUUUUAUUCUUUUAAUAUUGCCGCGAACUAUGCCUCGGCAAUAUUGUUGGUAAUUAAUGGUAAGUUGGAAGGUCUUUUUAUGUGUUUAACAUACCAAAUUUUCAAGCUUUUCGCUACAUUUUAAACAGAAGCAAGCUCUUGGGUAUGUAUGCUCUCUUUAAUAAGCUGCCAAAGGUAGCACAGAGGCACUUAAGAGAGUAGCAGGCAGCUAAGGAGAAUCUCCCAUUGCUUGAGUGUUUAGGACUUUUCCUCAGGAAUCAGUGCUCGCUCCAACGAUCUCUUAUUGCUGUUUUGUUGCUCCGUGAUAUAGCCUAUGUGAAACUUGAUGAAUAUUCUAUGGUCUUUCAGUUUGUGUUCUUUGAUUGAGUUGUGAAAAUGAGCUGUGGUUGCCUUGUAUGAUGAUGUUGCUUAUGAUAGGCGUGUACAUAACUAAGUCAAGGACGUGUUCUUUCUUGCUUACUCCAUCCCCCCUAGUGAUUUUCGUGUUUACAGAAAGCUGCUGUUGCGGCUUUUCGCAAGUAUUAUACACUGUGGAACGUUC